This is a messenger RNA of Notothenia coriiceps (black rockcod), 1342 nucleotides long. Its product is annotated as coiled-coil domain-containing protein 108-like. Gene Ontology annotation, cellular component: cytoplasm; sperm flagellum. The coding region runs from base 1 to 1212 and encodes 403 amino acids. The record is from RefSeq and is a predicted model, not a curated record. Gene Ontology annotation, biological process: sperm axoneme assembly. The transcript is spliced from 10 exons. NCBI's taxonomy places the organism in Eukaryota, Metazoa, Chordata, Actinopteri, Perciformes, Nototheniidae.
AUGGAUGAAGAGGUGGUCUUCCUGUCAGACGACAGUGUCUCUCUCGGUGACAUCCCUGUGUGCUCACAAUCCUCAAGAAUCCUCUUCCUGACCAAUGUGUCCCACACAGACACUGUCCACUAUACAUGGGAGCUGCAGAGCAAUAAGCAGGCAGUGCAGAUCCAUCCAGAGCGAGGGACUCUGUGUCCAGGGGAGAGUGCGCCUUGUGUCCUCACCUUCACCUCCACUGACUACCCUGCUGUUUAUCAGCUGGAUAUCAUCUGUCAGGUUUUUCAGGAAGCCGUUCUGACUCGGUAUUACGAUGCUUUACAGCAUUUGGAGGAAGAGAAAAAGAGACAGCGGGAUGAAUUCACUAUCACGGAUAAGAUUAUUAAAGGCAGUUAUGGAGUUCUGAUAGAUAAGGAACCUGUAGCAGCUCCAGUAAGAAAGGGGCCGCCACUCAGGAAAUACAAGACUCUUCCUCCUAUCUGUGCCAGUGCUGCUUGUGAAACAGUGGGGGGGAUAUGUACCAAGAUAACAAGAGCUGAGAAGCGAGCGCAGCGAGAAAAGGGAAACGUUUGGAGGUGCCCUGAACCCCCCCUGCCGGCUCUGCUGCAUCUGGGGGUGACUGCACGCUCACACGGGCUUCUGGAGUACCGUGCACACUUUCCUGACCAGUCCAGUGACUUCAGAUGCCUCCAGUCAGUGAAUCCCCGGCAACCUGAGAGCACUUCCCUCCAUGCUGGGCGGGGUUCACAGAGAAAAGGCCCCGAUAGAGACGUCACCAUGCGCAUACUCGUCUCUCUGCUCAGGGGAAUACUUGAUGACCCAGCCUUCUCGCAGUCUCUGAUAAGUAUGGAAUCGAAGCCCAUCACCUACCAGCCUCGAAAACCUGGUCCCUCCUUAUCUCCGUCCUCCCUCCCUUCCUCCUCCUCUUCUUACCCUGCACCCCAAGCACAACUUCUGUCCAGUGGGGCCCAGGGAGAGGAAGAUCAGCUCUGCCCAGUGGAUGGUGAGGGGACACCACACCCUGAACAUGUGCCUGCUGAUGUGAGUGAAGAGGUUCUGCUGAACACGCUCCAGAACUUGAUAAUAGAAGCUGUCGGAGGAGAGCUCGACCUCACAGCGCACCCCCGCACGGUUAUGUUGCCCCCAGUUUCCACCAGAACCAGGAGGAUGCCCAAUGCCGUGGCCGAGGAGGAGAAAGAAGAUUUCAUAAACUGGAACACAUGACAUCAACCCCUACAUUCUCCCAUGUGAAUUACCAGAGUCCUCACCCAGGGGUAAGGAGUCAUCCAAGGAAAACAAACCGAAGCAACCAAAAAGGCUUUAUUACUGGAAAGUGGGUUUGUCACACCCACAG